Molecule: messenger RNA, 1234 nt
Organism: Drosophila busckii
Lineage: Eukaryota; Metazoa; Arthropoda; Insecta; Diptera; Drosophilidae
Product: transcription factor collier-like
Exons: 5
Coding region: 572-1234 (220 amino acids)
Biological process (GO): regulation of transcription by RNA polymerase II
Molecular function (GO): DNA-binding transcription factor activity, RNA polymerase II-specific; RNA polymerase II cis-regulatory region sequence-specific DNA binding
Source: RefSeq, a predicted model, not a curated record
UCGGGAUGGUAGCGCGCGUCGCUUAAACUUGUUGCGAGACCAAUUUUCCGAAAGUCCCAAAUUCUCUGCGGUGCAUUGCCACACUUACACACACAAGCUUAUACCCACAGGCAUACAAAUACAAAAAAUAUUAGCAAUACCAAUACGAAUACAGACGGGCUCUGAUUCUCCCAAUUACAAUUGCCCAACAGUGUCGAUUUUUGUGCGUCGCUUAAUCAAACGCUUCAGUGUUCGUUCAAGUGCUUCUCACACUCGCGAUCCGGCCAGCACUCUCUAGAGAGAGAGACAAGUGACCCAGACAAAACUCAGUGUUAACUCAGUGCUUUGAUCAGAAAUAAUUGCAAUAGCCGCGUCAACAGAAACCACAUUCACCACGGCAGCCACAAUUGCAACGUCGCCCGCCGCGAGCAACUACUCGAAAGUGAGCGACUAUCCGUACGCUGAUCUCCACCAGCAUCAUCACUUCGCUAGUACAGCUCCCCUGACAAGCGGUGAAAGCUUCAAGCUGCGAUCCGAAGAUCCGGUGCCGGGCUUUAGCUCGGCCUCCCCUUGGUCCACGCUCGAGCUGGGCAUGGAAUGGGGACGCAAGCUCUACCCCACAGCGGGUCCCAGAUCAGCGGGCAGCUUGAUGUUCGGCCUGCCGCCCACUGCAGCGGACAUGAAUCAGCCGCGCGGUCCGAUGACGUCGCUCAAGGAGGAACCCCUCGGAGGCAGAUGGGCCAUGCAGCCAGUUGUGGAUCAAACCAACCUGGGCAUUGGACGCGCCCACUUCGAGAAGCAGCCGCCCAGCAAUUUGCGCAAAUCGAACUUUUUCCACUUCGUGAUUGCGCUCUACGAUCGCGCCGGCCAGCCCAUCGAGAUCGAGCGCACGGCCUUCAUUGGCUUCAUCGAAAAGGACUCGGAGUCGGACUCGACCAAGACAAACAAUGGCAUACAGUAUCGGCUGCAGUUGCUCUAUGCGAAUGGCGCGCGUCAGGAGCAAGACAUUUUCGUCAGACUCAUCGAUUCGGUUACCAAAGCGGCCAUCAUCUACGAGGGCCAGGACAAGAAUCCCGAGAUGUGCCGCGUGCUGUUGACGCAUGAAGUAAUGUGCAGGAUCCCAGCAAUGCUCUGCAUGCUCGCGGAGGAUAAUGCUGAGCGUCAGCAGCGCAGAGCCAAGAUGCCCCCGCAUCACACCACAGUCGAGCCGACACUCUACAUGUACAAGAGAGCGCCGCAAGUCUUGGCCACAUGA